AUGAAUUCAAGUGGCGGUGAGGAGGAGGAGAAGAAGAAGUUGGGGGAUGGAGUUGUGGGAAUCCUAGCAGAAACAGUGAACAAAUGGGAGAGACGAACGCCAUUGACGCCGUCGCAUUGCGCCCGACUUUUACACGGCGGCAAAGACAGAACCGGAGUUUCCCGCAUUGUGGUUCAGCCAUCUGCAAAGCGCAUCCAUCACGAUGCAUUGUACGAAGAUGUCGGAUGUGAAAUCUCUGACGAUUUGUCUGAUUGUGGGCUUAUUCUCGGAAUCAAACAACCCGAGCUAGAAAUGAUUCUUCCGGAGAGAGCAUAUGCUUUCUUCUCCCACACUCACAAGGCACAGAAAGAAAACAUGCCUUUGCUGGAUAAAAUUUUGGCUGAGAGAGUGACUUUGUAUGAUUAUGAGCUCAUCGUUGGGGACCAUGGGAGAAGAUUAUUGGCAUUUGGUAAAUAUGCAGGAAGAGCUGGUCUUGUUGACUUCUUACACGGACUGGGACAGAGAUAUCUAAGUCUAGGAUACUCAACGCCAUUCCUCUCGCUAGGGUCAUCGUAUAUGUAUUCCUCAUUGGCUGCUGCAAAAGCCGCUGUGAUCUCUGUAGGUGAAGAAAUUGCAAGCCAGGGGCUGCCAUUAGGAAUCUGCCCUCUUGUUUUUGUUUUCACCGGAACAGGAAACGUUUCUCUCGGGGCGCAAGAGAUCUUCAAGCUUCUUCCUCACACUUUUGUUCAACCAAGCACGCUUCCUGAACUAUUUGCUAAAGAGAAAGGAAAUAUCCAAAAUGGAAAAUCAACAAAGCGAGUCCAUCAUGUAUAUGGUUGUAUCGUCACCAGCCAAGACAUGGUUCAACACCAAGACCCAUCAAAGUCUUUCGACAAAGCGGACUAUUAUGUACACCCGGAACACUACAAUCCAGUUUUCCACGAAAGGAUCGCCCCAUAUACGUCUGUUCUUGUGAACUGUAUGUACUGGGAGAAGAGGUUUCCACGUCUUCUGAGCAUCAAGCAGCUUCAAGAUUUAACAACAAAAGGAAGCCCACUAGUAGGAAUAUGUGAUAUAACUUGUGAUAUCGGUGGCUCCAUCGAGUUUGUUAACCGAGCUACUUUAAUCGACUCCCCUUUCUUUAGGUUUAAUCCCACGAACUCUUCAUACCACGAUGACAUGGACGAGUUUGUGGGUAGUCUAGCUUCGAUGACUGAAAUUGCAGAGCUACCAGCACAUCUGAAGAGGGCUUGCAUAAGCUAUAGAGGAGAGUUGACAUCUUUGUAUGAGUAUAUUCCACGUAUGAGGAAGUCUGAUCCUGAAGAGGCACGAGCUAACAUCGCCAACGGGGCUUCCGACCAGAGAACAUACAACAUAUUGGUAUCUCUAAGUGGACACCUGUUUGAUAAGUUUCUGAUAAACGAAGCUCUCGAUAUGAUCGAAUCGGCCGGUGGCUCAUUUCAUUUGGCUAGAUGUGAACUGGGGCAGAGCGCCGAUGCUGAGUCAUACUCAGAACUUGAAGUUGGUGCGGAUGAUAGGAAAGUAUUGGAUCAAAUCAUUGAUUCAUUAACUGGAUUAGCUAAUCCAGAUGGAGAUUAUAUAACCCCACGUAAAGAAACAAAUAAGAUUUCACUCAAGAUUGGCAAAGUCCUGCAAGAAAAUCAGGCAAAAGAGAAGAAGCCUGAAGAAAUGACGAAGAAAUCAGCGGUUUUGAUUCUUGGCGCUGGACGUGUGUGUCGCCCUGCUGCCGAGUUCCUAGCUUCAGUCAGAAACAUAUCGUCACAGCAAUGGUACAAAACGUAUUUGGGAGGAGACCCAGAUGAACAAACAGAUGUUCAUGUGAUUGUCGCAUCUCUGUAUCUUAAGGAUGCCAAAGAGACGGUUGAAGGUAUUUCAGACGUAGAAGCAGUUCAGCUAGAUGUGUCAGAUAGUGAAAGCCUUCUUAAGUAUGUUUCUGAGGUUGAUGUUGUUCUAAGUUUAUUACCUGCAAGUUGUCAUGCUGUUGUAGCAAAGACAUGCAUUGAGCUGAAGAAGCAUCUCAUCACUGCUAGCUAUGUUGAUGAUGAAACGUCCAAGUUACAUGAGAAGGCUAAGAGUGCUGGGAUUACUAUUCUUGGCGAAAUGGGACUGGACCCUGGAAUCGAUCACAUGAUGGCGAUGAAAAUGAUCAAUGAGGCUCAUAUCAGAAAGGGGAAAGUGAAGUCUUUCACAUCUUACUGUGGUGGGCUUCCCUCUCCCGCUGCAGCAAAUAAUCCGUUAGCAUAUAAAUUUAGCUGGAAUCCUGCUGGAGCAAUUCGAGCUGGACGUAAUCCCGCUAAAUACAAAAGCUACGGCGACAUAAUACAUGUUGAUGGAGAUAAUCUGUAUGAUUCAGCUACAAGAUUCCGAGUACCUAAUCUUCCAGCUUUUGCAUUGGAGUGUCUUCCAAACCGGAACUCCUUGGUUUACGGAGAUCUUUAUGGCAUCGAGAGCGAAGCAUCAACGAUAUUUCGGUUUAGUAUGAUAAUGGCAACACUUUCGAAACUCGGAUUCUUUGACUACGAAGCAAAUCAAGUACUCUCCACUGGAAACAGGAUUACGUUUGGUCUUCUUCUAAGUGACAUUCUGAAAAAGGAUGCAGACAAUGAAUCUGCCGAGCCUCUAGCCGGAGAAGAAGAGAUCAGCAAGAGAAUUAUCAAGCUUGGACAUUCCGAGGAUACUGCAGCCAAAGCUUCCAAAACAAUUGUAUUCUUGGGGUUCAACGAAGAGAGGGAGAUUCCGUCAUUGUGUAAAAGCACAUUCGAUGCAACUUGUUACCUUAUGGAAGAGAAACUAGCCUAUUCCGGAAAUGAGCAGGACAUGGUUCUUCUACAUCACGAGGUGGAAGUGGAGUUCCCUGAAAGCAAACGUACAGAGAAGCACAGUGCGACUCUCUUGGAAUUCGGGGAAAUCAAGAACGGGCAAACAACGACUGCUAUGGCCAAGACCGUUGGGAUCCCUGCAGCCAUUGGAGCUCUGCUGCUAAUUGAAGACAAGAUCAAGACAAGAGGAGUCUUAAGGCCACUCGAACCAGAGGUCUAUUUGCCAGCUUUGGAUAUAUUGCAAGCGUAUGGUAUAAAGCUGAUGGAGAAGACAGAAUGA
Molecule: messenger RNA, 3099 nt
Organism: Thlaspi arvense
Lineage: Eukaryota; Viridiplantae; Streptophyta; Magnoliopsida; Brassicales; Brassicaceae
Source: the annotation of a GenBank genome assembly